Molecule: messenger RNA, 10310 nt
Organism: Entelurus aequoreus (snake pipefish)
Lineage: Eukaryota; Metazoa; Chordata; Actinopteri; Syngnathiformes; Syngnathidae
Product: zinc finger protein 271-like
Exons: 12
Coding region: 4959-7814 (951 amino acids)
Biological process (GO): regulation of cytokine production; negative regulation of transcription by RNA polymerase II; regulation of immune system process
Source: RefSeq, a predicted model, not a curated record
UUGCAAAUCAUUGUAUUCCGUUUAUAUUUACAUCUAACACAAUUUCCCAACUCAUAUGGAAACGGGGUUUGUAUAUCUGUAUCUGCUUUUUUUAAAACAAUAUGUUUUGAUAUCUGACAGGGCAUUUAUUUGGCUAUAUUUAUUCAAACGUUAUGUAAAUAAUUUGACAAUUAAGAGAUGAUUAUAAGUAAAGAAGGUGAGGCAGCAGCUCACACAUUCUCAUACUUUCUGUAACAUCCAGGAAGAAAUUGUAUCAGCCAUCUUGGAAAAAAAAUGUCUCAACUAUAAUCUACAGCAAGGAGCCCAGAAUUGUUUUUAUUUUUAAUGUCGACAAUAUUUCAGAAUCUUUACAACGUAUUAAAUCCAUAAAGUGUUAAAAAAUGGUAUAAAAUGGAAAUAAGUGCUUGAUGAGCAUUCCUCAACUUUAUCAGUAUUUAUUGCAACCUUUCCCAACUUCUUUGUCACGUGUUGCUGGCAUCAAAUUCUAAAGUUAAUGAUUAUUUGCAAAAAAAAAUUCUUUUUUAUCAGUUUGAGCAUCAAAUAUGUUGUCUUUGUAGCAUAUUCAACUGAAUAUGGGUUGAAAAUGAUUUGCAAAUCAUUGUAUUCCGUUUAUAUUUACAUCUAACACAAUUUCCCAACUCAUAUGGAAACGGGGGUUUGUACGUUAGCUUUAUUUUUCAAGUCACGUACGCAAACAACUUACGCAAUGUACGUAACAUGUGGACAGCGCACACGUCAUUUCCGGUCCUUCAACAAGACUGGCAGAAAAAUCCCAUCCGUGUCACUUGAGGGGCAAAAAAAACAAAACAGAUUGGGUGUGCAGUGUAAACAUUAGUUUUAUAAACAAUGAUUCCUACUUUGCGGAAAUGAAUUCAUCACGUCCAAAAGGGACAAGCGGUAGAAAAUGGAUGGAUGGAUGUCUGUAACCAAUUAAUAGCAAUAUACGAGUGUAUUCACAAAAAAAUGGAUCCUUCAGAAUGGCAUCAAAAUAACAAAGUGAAGGUUAAAACGAGUAAAACAACGCAUGAAACGGCCUAUAAACACUUGAUAAGAGAAAAUUCAAGCCCAAAUAAUCAAGCGUUGUUGAAAGUGUGUGCGGGGGCAAAGUGACAGGGAGGUUUUUUGUUUACUAUGCACCAUGAACGCGCACCAAGGCCCAACCCGGCAGGAACCUGGACAAGGUCCUCUGGAUAGCUGACUUAUUGCACGCGUAUUCUUCUUUUUCUUCUUAAUCCAACGCCCGGCGGACUGAGCGCGUGCGGUGAAUGCGAGGCUGCAGCUGGCCAAGGAGGAAGACCUCAUGCGGAGCCAGCAGGGACACAAAGUUCACUAAUGAGGAGACGUGAGCGGACUCGCCAACGCUUGCCGGGACAGGAAGGAGCGAGCGCCACUUGGCUAUCCAGGUCUUCAAAUGGGUCUGAUCCAGAAGCAGAACUUGACCCAGGACUUCUCAUCACCUGACGUCUCCCACUGGGAGUCCACGCCGCAUGAAUCUUCCGCCUGUGAGUCCUUUCAACACACAAACACCAUCCUGCUGCUGGGCGUGCUGACCUUUGCCCUCCAGCUGUGUUUAGCUCUCUUUGUCGUGCUGAGAUGUAAGAAGUUGGACAACAAAGUCAGAGAGGCUCUCAAAGACCCGCACGCCUGGAAGAAAGUCCAGAAAGCUCCUCCCUCCUGUCAGAUUGACGAGUCAUCUAGUGCACCUGGGGAAGAAUAUUUUGCAUCUGCAUCGACCACAAACCGUCUUUUUGGACCUUCCAUACCCUGGGACCUUGUUCAGCGCUGAAAAGUCACCUUUUGCACACUAAUAUGCUGUACAUUAGAGAGAGACCCAUUAUCGGCUGAGCCGAUUAUCAACGCCGAUAUUUGGCAUUUUCAUAUAUAUCUGUAUCUGCUUUUUUUUUAAACAAUAUGUUUUUAUAUCUGACAGGGCAUUUAUUUGGCUGUAUUUAAUUAAACAUUAUGUAAAUAAUUUGACAAUUAGGAGAUGAUUGUAUAAGUAAAGAAGGUGAGGCAGCAGCUCACACAUUCUCAUACUUUCUGUAACAUCCACACUGCAAAAACUGAAAUCUAAGUAAGAUGAAAUAUCUCAAAUAAGGGUGAUAUUUGCUUAUUUUCUGUCUGAUAAGACAGUGUUUCCCAUAAACUGCCAAGAUACCUGUGGUGGUGGGGGCGUGGUUAUGGGCGUGGACCCCAUGACAUCAUCAAGUAAUUUGCAUAAUUUGCUACAAUGAUAUGAUUUUCUCUAAAAAGGCUCAAAAAAUGUAUACUUACUAAUUGAUAAUAACAGUUUUGUUUUAAACGUCCAUCCAUCCAUCCAUUUUACAGUAUAAUUACAACACUUUAUGUACAUAUUUAUAUACAGAUUUGAACAAUUUGACAAUAAGUUAUUCACUGAAAUAUAUUUAUUAAUUGUGGUUCUUACAAAAAAUAUAUCUUAUAAAAAUAUAAAAGCUAAAAUGUCUCUUAAAGCUUUGCCCCUUUAAUUAGUGCAUACUAAAUAAUUUUACUUUAGCCUACUACUACAACCAUAUUAUUUAUCAGCAACAUAAAGUGAAACAGAACCAGAAGUGUCCUGCCACAGUCAGUAACAAAUAAACGGAAAACAGUAGUGGUGGUAGAUAGACACAGAGCUUCAUCAAACAUCUGAUCCACUGAACAAAGAGCUCCAAAAAUCUUGAUCCUACACUUCUCUUUUGUAAAGUAAAUCUGAACAGCCAAUAUGGGCAUCUACAUCAACUAUAUAAUUUGCCUGAGAAGCUUGACAGGACACAAAAAAAAAAAAAAAAAAAUUUAAAACAUUUUUUUUUUAAUUUUAUUUUUUUUUUAUUUUUUUGUGGCGGCCUUAAUUCUUUCGUGGCGGGCCGCAACAAAUAAAUGAAUGUGUGGGAAACACUGUAAGAUAAUUCUUCUCUCUAAGCAGAUUUUAUGUUAGAGUGUUUUACUUGUUUUAAGUGUUUUGGUCCUAAAUGAUCUCAGUAAGAUAUUACAGCUUGUUGCUGAGAUUUGAUGACCUAUAUUGAGUAAAACAUGCUUGAAACUAAAAUAUCAACUGUUGCAAAGCUGUGUCAUCAACACUCACAAGUAGGGAUGUCCGAUAAUGGCUUUUUUGCCGAUAUUCCGAUAUUGUCCAACUCUUAAUUACCGAUUCCGAUAUCAACCGAUACCGAUAUAUACAGUCGUGGAUUAUUACAUUAACACAUUAUGAUGCCUAAUUUUGUUAUGAUGCCCCGCUGGAUGCAUUAAACAAUGUAACUUUACCAUGAAUUGAUUAACGUGGACCCCGACUUAAACAAGUUGAAAAACUUAUUGGGGUGUUACCAUUUAGUGGUCAAUUGUACGGAAUAUGUACUGUACUGUGCAAUCUACUAAUACAAGUUUCAAUCAAUCAAUUAAAAUAAAUGUUUUCAAAAAUAAGAGAGCAACUUCAACUCCAGUUAUGGAAAAAAAUGCCAACAUGGCACUGCCAUAUUUAUUAUUGAAGUCACAAAGUGCAUUAUUUUUUUUAACAUGCCUCAAAACGGCAUCUUGGAAUUUGGGACUUGCUCUCCCUGAGAUAAUCCUGAUACCCACUACAACUAUGGGAAAUACUAUACUUUGACUUUCACAAAGUGCAUUAUUUGGAAUUUUUUUAAAACAUGGACAAAGAUAAGACCUUCUGGAGGAAAGUUCUGUGGUCAGGUGAAACACAAAUGGAGCUUUUUGGCCACAAUACCCAGCGAUAUGUUUGGAGGACAAAAGGUGAGGCCUUUAAUCCCAGGAACACCACACCUACCGUCAAGCAUGGUGGUGGUAGUAUUAUGCUCUGGGCUUGUUUUGCUGCCAAUGGAACUGGUGCUUUACAGAGAGUAAAUGGGACAAUUAAAAAGGAGGAUUACCUCCAAAUUCUUCAGGACAAGCUAAAAUCAUCAGCCCGGAGGUUGGGUCUUGGGCGCAGUUGGGUGUUCCAACAGGACAAUGACCCCAAACACAUGUCAAAAGUGGUAAAGCAAUGGCUAAAUCAGGCUAGAAUGAAGGUUUUAGAAUGGCCUUCCCAAAGUCCUGACCUAAACGUGUGUGGACAAUGCUGAAGAAACAAGUCCAUGUCAGAAAACCAACACAUUUAGCUGAACUGCACCAAUUUUGUCAAGAGGAGUGGUCAAAAAUUCAAGCAGGGGCUUGUGGAUGGCUACCAAAAGCGCCUUAUUGCAGUGAAACUUGCCAAGGGACAUGUAAGCAAAUAUUAACAUUGCUGUACGUAUACUUUUGACCCAGCACAUUUUCAGUAGACCCAUAAUAAAUUCAUAAAAGAAGCAAACUUCAUGAAUGUUUUUUUGUGACCAACAAGUAUGUGCUCCAAUCACUCUAUCACAAAAAAAAAAAAAAGAGUUGUAGAAAUUAUUGGAAACUCAAGACAGCCAUGAGAUGAUGUUCUCCGAGUCAUACCAAAGACUAUAAAAAUGCGACCCAUUACCUCCCUGCUUGGCACUCAGCAUCAAGGGUUGGAAUUGGGGGUUAAAUCACCAAAAAUGAUUCCCGGGCGCGGCGCCGCUGCUGCCCACUGCUCCCCAAGGGGAUGGGUCAAAUGCAGAGGACAAAUUUCACCACACCUAGUGUGUGUGUGACAAUCAUUGGUACUUUAACUUUAACUUUACAAGUGUAUGUGCACUUUUGACCACGACUGUAUUUAAUGAGCAGUUCCAAUAUCUACCAGCAGGUGGCGGUACUGCAACAAGUAGCAUGGGUGAUGGUCAAUAUCCCCAGCGAAGAAGAUCCACACUACACAACAUCGAUGACUUUCAACUUAAAACUUAUUGUUUGGAUACAUUUAUGUUUAUUUAGAGUCCACGUAUUCGGAACUUGAACGUUUUUUUUAUCCGGUACUCAGGCCCAGUUCUUUGUCAAGGGACGAGUUUGUAAUGACUUAGUGUUGGAGCCGCUAGCUAGCAGGCUAACUAUUGCAACUUGUCAACAAGAAGAUGGACACCAAUGUCUCCGCCACAUUUUCCAAAGCAAGUCCGUUACCUCUGGCCUCGCUCCGCCUGCUGGUGCCACCUCUGCAGCUCCUGUCGGCCUCCAUGUGGCAAAUAUUGAAGAAACGGGACGUCAUGAGUUACUGGGAGGUGGCCGAAUUUGUCUCCUUGGUGAUGGACAUGGUCCCGGAGCUGCUGAUGGACAAGCACCGGAUGCAACUCAACCUGGGUUUAAGAGCCAGGUAUCUACUCCAGUUAUGCAGAAGUGACCAAUCCUUGCAACCUGACUUUAUUUUGUCUCUCCUGAACACGAUGAAACUGCAACCCCCUCCUGUGGGAGAUGAAGCCAUGAUGCACUUUCUGGAGUUAAUCCAGCUUCUGCUAAAAGACCCCGAAGAGAGACAACACUUCUUCUUGGAGGUGUUCCCUGCUCAAUAUGGAACGGAGUAUGACAAGGACUUGCAGACACUGUUUUGGGAGUUCCUCUGUCGGCUAACUGAGCUGUUGCCGGUUCCUGACCUCGAGCAGACAGUUUGCUGGCUUGGAGCGUCAGUAUUGGAAAACUGUGUCAAGUCACUUUCCGAAGCCAAGGACCUGAAGGUUUUGCUCCAGCACCAUAAACAGUUUAGACAUUUAGAGCAACAUGUUCCACACACAAGCAUGGGGGACAAUAUCUUCUCCUCGCUCUCUGCCUUUCCCGCCUGCAGACGGACCACAGCUGAGGACCAGCCUAAUCAUUUGGGCCAAGGUGAUGCCACUCAUAUACCCGCGCCACUCGUGGAUGAGGUCACUAUUGAAGUCAUUGCCGAGGUUGAAGUAGAAGAGCAUGACGUAAUCAUGGGUGAAAAUGGCCUUGAAGGACCCGUAAGUGGCGCUGUAGCCGAAGACGCUGAAGUUGUGACCACAGAAGACACAGGCGCAGGUCUGGAUGAGAGUGAAGAAGUUGAUGGUCCAGGGAACAUGUUUCAUGCACAGAGCUCUUCAGGGCCUCAUGACUGCCCGGAUUGUGAGAAGAAAUUCAAGUUUGCCUCGUCCCUAACGGCCCACAGGGUCAUCCACACCGGCGAGCGCCCCCACCGGUGCUACGACUGCGGCCGCUGCUUCUCUUUCAGGCAGUCCCUCGACCGCCACAGAAGCACGCACAAAAGCGGACGCCGGUACGACUGCAUUGUCUGCGGAGAGACUUUCCUGUCCUCGUCAGCUCGCGCCGAACACAAGCGGACCCACAUGGUGGGCGGCGCAUACGCGUGCAAGGGGUGCGGCAGGACGUUCAACUGGGAGCUGGCGCUGGCGAGGCACCUAAAAACUCACGCCACGGACGUCAAUGCCAACAGCGCCACAGAGGUCUGUGAGGCGGGACAGGAGCACCGCGGCGGCGACGCAGACGUGCCGCCUGACGACGUCGGUGAUGCAGCAGACGUCCCGGGAGACGUUUCCCUCGUCAAAAUCCGCACGAGUGGUCGCAAACGGCGGCCUACCAUGAAGAUCCAAGUGAUCAACUUGCAGAAACACAUGAGCAGGAGGAGGAAGCAGGAAGUCACCAGGGAGAAUCCUCCAGCCUUGAAGCUUCUGCCCUUCAAUUGUUCAGAGCACUCGUAUGGAUCACCGUCAGUCUCAUCGAAGGAAGCUGAAGAAAGUUUGGACGCAGGUGGCACUUCUGCCACUUUCUCCUGUCCCAAAUGCUGCGUCCAGCAUUCAGAGGAAGAUGAGCUGCAACGCCACAUGGAGAGCGUUCACUCUGUGGACGAAGAGGGACGCUUCAACUGCAGAGACUGUGCCAAGGUCUUCAAGUUCCUGUCCUUGCUAAAAGCCCACCAGCGCAUCCACACAGGUGAGCAGCCCUUCCUCUGUGUUCAGUGCGGACGGCGCUUCUCCUUCAAGCAGUCGUUGGAGAGACACAAGCAGACGCACGCGCCCGGGCGCACGUACGAGUGUCUGCUCUGCGGGGAGUUCUUCAAGUCCCUGGUGGCGCAGCGCUCGCACAUGAGCGUCCACAUGGAGAACGGGGAGUUUGUGUGCUCCGAGUGCGGCCGCAAGUUCGCCUGGAAGUCGGCGCUGGUGAGGCACCUGAAGACUCACGGCGAGGACGACGACAAAGAGGAGCCUUCGCUGAAGUGCCCUCGCUGCGAGCUGAGCUUCAGCUGCGCCAGCUACCUCAACCGACACCUUCAGACCCACCGAGAGGAGCGGGCGCACGCCUGCAACUGCGGCAAGAGCUUCGCCUACCGGGCCGCGCUCACGGCCCACCAGCGCAUCCACCAGAAAGAGAGACCUCACGUGUGCUCGCAGUGCGGCAAGAGCUUCCUCUUCAAGGGCGGCCUGCUGAACCACAUGAAGAUCCACUCGGAGGAGAUGCCCUUCAUGUGCUCGUACUGCGGCAAGUGCUUCAAGAGGGAGCGCAACAUGAAGAAGCACGAGCGCUGCCACACCCGAGAAAACGUCUUCAGCUGCUCCCAGUGCGACAAGAGCUUUGUGUACAAGGCCACGCUGACCAGACACGAGCUGACGCACUCGGGCGAGAGGCCGUACCUCUGCUCCGACUGCGGCAAGGGCUUCUUCUCCCACGCCGAGCUGCUCAAGCACGAGCGCUUCCACACGGGCCACAAGCCCUUCCGCUGCCCGCACUGCGACAAGAGCUUCACGCAGUCCUGCUACCUGACCAUUCACCUGCGCUACCACACGGGCGCCAGGCCGUACUCCUGCGGCGAGUGCGACAAGAGCUUCCUCAGCGCCAAUCGCCUGAAGAGACACAAGCAGACGCACACGGGGGAGAAGCCUUUCGCCUGUGUGCAGUGUGGCAAAGGCUUCAGGCAGUCCUACCACCUCAAGAUGCAUCAGCGCACGCACAUCAAGAUCACGUGAAGACCAUCCAACUCCAAAUUGGUCCAAAGCAGACGUGUCCAAAGUGUGGCUCGGAGGCCAUUUGCAGCCCGCAGCUAAUUUUUUUACGGCCUACGGUGUGUUCUAUAAAUACAUUACAAAAGACUACACAUAAAAAAAGUGUAAUAUAAGAGCAAACAGGUGAAAUGUAACGAGAAAACGUUACAAUUUCGACACUAAUAACCCAAAGCUGCCAUGUAGACCGUUUUUUUCCUUUAACCUCUAAAGACCUUAGUUGGCCACAUGCGUGGACAGCACCUUUUAGCUCUUAUUUCCAAAAUUGUGUACACUACCGAAUUGGGGUCUUAUGGCCACUUAUGUGGACACUUAUACUGCCAUCUGGUGGUGUCAGAAGAGUAUAACAUACAAUGGAAUUUGGAAAAAAAAGUGUAAAAAUAAAAAUGUGCAUGUCACUAAACAUGAACUACACGUUUGUGCACUUAUGGACUAAGUACAUCAUAUUAAAAGAGGAUUUUUAGUUUUUAUUCUAAUUAGGGUCCAAUAAGCCCAAAUGGCAAAGAGAAAUAAAAAAAAAGCAUGUAAACAAACAGCUUGGGCCUUAAGAGGUUAAAACUGUCAUUGCUCAAAAAAUAAUAAUGAAUGAAAAUCAAUGUUAUAAUUUAUUGACCUUUUAAAGGCUCCAAUUACUUCACAUCCACUUUGAAAUAUUUUUUGGGGAAAAUAUUGCAUAUUUUGUGUGUUUGCCAUAUAAAAACUAAGGGUUUUUGGGGUUUUUUUUACAAAAAGGGCAUUAAACAAACAAACUAGAGAUGUCCGAUAAUAUCGGGCUGCUGAUAUUAUCGGCCGAUAAAUGCUUUAAAAUGUAAUAUCGGAAAUUAUCGGUAUCGGUUUAAGGUGCCAAUUAAACCUUAAAGGCACUGCCUUCGCGUGCCGGCCCAGUCAUAUAAUAUCUACAGCUUUUCACACACACAAGUGAAUGUAAAGCAUACUUGGUCAACAGCCAUACAGGUCACACUGAGGGUGUCCGUAUAAACAAUUUUAACACUGUUACAAAUAUGCGCCACACUGUGAACCCACACCAAACAAGAAUGACAAACACAUUUCGGGAGAACAUCCGCACCGUAACACAACAUAAACACAACAGAACAAAUACCCAAAACCCCUUGCAGCACUAACUCUUCCAGGACGCUACAAUAUACCCCCCCCCCCCCCACCCCUCCUAACCUCCCCCAACCUCGCCCACCUCAACCUCCUCAUGCUCUCUCAGGGAGAGCAUGUCCCAAAUUCCAAGCUGCUGUUUUGAGGCAUGUUAAAAAAAAUAAUGCACUUUGUGACUUCAAUAAUAAAUAUGGCAGUGCCAUGUUGGCAUUUUUGUUCCAUAACUUGAGUUGAUUUAUUUUGGAAAACCUUGUUACAUUGUUUAUUGCAUGCAGCGGGGCAUCACAACAAAAUUAGGCAUAAUAAUGUGUUAAUUCCACGACUGUAUAUAUCGUAUCGGUUGAUAUCGGAAUCGGUAAUUCAUCAUUUCUUUUUAUUCCUUUCAUGAAAAUGAAAGGAAUAAAAAGAAAUGAUGAAUUACCGAUUCCGAUUAAUUAAUUAAGAGUUGGACAAUAUCGGAAUAUCGGAUAUCGGCAAAAAAGCCAUUAUCGGACAUCUCUAAAACAAACCCAUAGAAACAUAAUUAUACACUUAUAAUCUACAUAUAGAUCUGAAGUUGAUCUACAGACGUAAGCGUUGAUUGUAAAAAAAAUAAUAAUAAUAAUGUAUGACUAAUUUUUAACACUUUAGUGGGACCAAUUUGGACUCCUGAGAAUUUUAGUGGGAUAUUUUGUUGUACUGUCAUUGCUUAAAAAAAUGACUCGAAUGAAUUAUUGACCUAUGCAAGCCUCCAAUUACUUCACAUCAAAUAUUCCACUUUGAAAUGUUCUUUGGGGAAAAUAUUGCAUAUUUUGUUUGUUUGCCACACAAAAAAAACAAGUUUUCUUUGAAAAAGGGCAUACAACAAACCGGAAAAACGUAUAAUCGACAGAUCUGAAGUUGAUGUAGAUAUUUAAGCGUUGUUGAUAAUAAAAAAUUAAGAAAAGUAAUGUAUGACUCGUUAUUAAGACCUUUUAAGAUCCCUUAGAACAGUGUUGUCCAGACUACAGCCCGCCUGCCGCUUCUAUUUAGCUGGUUCAACAAAGCAUGGCACCACACGGUACUUUCAAAUUACUUUUAAAUACUAGGCGGUCUCUGAAUACUACAUAUUCACUGCCAUCUUGUGAUCAAAGUGAGUGAAUCAGAUCAAUGACCCUUGAAAGUACUCUUUGAAACUAUAGCACAGCAUAUGACAUAAUCCAAACAUUUCCUAGUCAUGGUGCAAAAAAAAAAACUGCAACUAACCUAAAGGUCAACACACAUGGUCACACAUAACACAACCUGCUCACUGAUUUUUGUGGAUAAUUUAAAAAAACGUCCAACACAACAAAUAAUUCCAAAAUACACCCAUUUAAAUCCAUUAGUGCAUGAUGGGAAAAU